UUUCAGGAAGUAGAGAAACUCAACGCUCUUCUGCUUUCAAAACACAGUCUUAAAACAUUUAUUUACUGAAGAAAUCCGCGUAUGUGUAAAGAUCGUAGGAAUAAUCUGUUCUGAGGCGGAGAAAAGUUUUUUGAGGAUUGUGUUUUCGUGUAGAUCAGAUCAAAUCUGACAGGGUUUGUAUGUGAGUGAUCGCAAGGGCCCGUCAUGAGCCGUCCACCCUCCAUGCAGCCGCAGAUGUGCGGCCCCUGGGAACUGAAGGAGCGACUGGGAACCGGAGGCUUCGGGAAUGUCACUCUCUGGCAAAAUAAGGAAAGUGCCAUUCAGAUCGCUAUCAAACAGUGUCGGCAAGAGCUCAGCGCCAAGAAUAAGGGCAGAUGGAGUUUAGAGAUUCAGAUCAUGAAGAGGUUGAAUCACAUGAAUGUUGUGGCGGCGAGAGAUGUUCCAGAAGAGCUCCAGAAACUGGCCACAAAUGACCUGCCAUUGCUGGCCAUGGAGUACUGCCAGGGAGGAGACCUACGCAAGUAUCUGAACCUGCUUGAGAACUGUUGUGGCAUGAGAGAAGCUGCUGUACUGACACUGAUUCAAGAUAUAUCCUCAGCGCUGACGUACCUCCACGGGAUGAGGAUUAUUCACAGAGACCUCAAACCGGAAAACAUCGUCCUUCAACAGGGAGAAAAAAGGUUGGUUCAUAAGAUCAUAGAUCUGGGUUACGCUAAAGAGCUGGACCAGAGCAGCCUGUGCACAUCGUUUGUUGGGACGCUGCAGUAUUUGGCCCCUGAGCUGUUAGAACAGCAGAAGUACACGGUGGCGGUGGAUUACUGGAGUUUUGGGACGCUGGUGUUUGAGUGCAUCACGGGAUUCAGGCCUUUUCUACCAACCUGGCAACCCGUGCAAUGGCACAGCAAGCUGUUGCAGAAACAAGUAGAUGAUAUUGUGGUUUAUGAGGAUCUGACGGGAGAAGUUCGAUUCUCCAAACACCUCCCGAACCCUCACAACCUCAACAAGCUGUUAGCUGGUGAACUGGAGAGCUGGCUGCAAAUGAUGCUGCGGUGGUCACCUAAAGAGCGAGGCAAAGAUUUAAGAAAGCGGAGCCAAGACCAAGAGCCAAGAAGUCAGGACGGGGUCAAAGACUCGGAAGAAGACAGCAAAGAAAGCAGUUCAGAGGGAAGCAAAGACUCUCCGAAAGCUUCCUGUUUCUGCUUCGAUGAAUUAAGCCGCAUUCUGAAUCUAAAGCUGGUCCACGUGCUCAACAUGACCUCUGCUGAAAUAUUCACCUAUUCGGUGCAGCCGCAGGAGAACGUGGCAUCCCUGCAGGAGCUAAUCGCGCAGGACGCUCGCAUUCCUCCGGCCAAUCAGGAGCUGCUGCUGGAGGCGGGGCUUGCGCUCGAGCCGCACAACAGCGUCAUGCAGUGUGCAAUCGAUUACAGCAUGAUGGACACUCGGCGGGCAGAUGAGCCGCUGGUUUUCCUGUUUGACCGUUCCUGCUACAGCUACGAGCCUCAGUUUACGCCACGUGUCCUUCCUGAGAACAUCCGAUUCGUCCAGAACGAGCCCAAGCGCUUGCUGGCCUACAGCUCUCAGAGACGCACGUGGGGUCAAGCGUGGCACACCAUCCGCGCGCUGAAGGAGGACUGGCAGAGACUGCAGCAAGGCCAGAAAGUCGCCAUCAUGAGUCUCCUCAGACACAACGGCACGCUGUCGAAGCAGAAGAACGAGAUGGUGUCGAUGCACCAGAGGUUAAAAGCCACGCUGGAGUUCUUCAGCACCAGUCUGCACAUCGACAUCGACAAAUACCAGGAGCAGAGAGCGACGGGCAUCGCCUCUGAAAAAUUAUUGAGUGUCUGGAGAGAAAUGGAGCAAACCGCCCUGGACUGUGGACAGACAGAAGACGUGAAUAAGCUGGAGGAGGAGAUGAUGACCCUUCAGACUGAUAUCGUGGACCUGCAGAGACAGCCGUGGAGGAGUGGAGAGGCUUUAGAGACGCUCGAGGUGAAGGCCAUGGAGCUUUUCCGUAAACUGAGAGAGAAAUCCAGAGAGCAGCGCAGUAUGGGCGACUGUCAAGAAGUGAUCAAACUGGUGGUUCAAGCCGUGCAGUUCUACGAGAGGAAGUUACGGGACUUUUACACACACCUGAGUAAGACGAUGGUGUGCCGUCAGAGAGUUCUGGAGCUGCUGCCGCGUGUGGAGGGGAUGGUGAGUGCGAUGGCCCGCAGCGAGAAACAACUGCUGCACCUGCAGGAGAAGAGACAGAAGGAGCUGUGGAACCUGCUCAAAGUAGCCUGUAGUAAGGUUCGUAGUCCAGUGAGCGGCAGUCCAGAUGGAGGACGAACUCCACCGGCCCCUGCACACCCGCUGAUGUCCCACAGACCGUCUGACGUACCGCACACAGACGAGUCUCAGCUUGUGAUUGAGGAGAGCAAGAUGUUUGAGGGCCGCCUGCAGAGUUUAGUGCAAGACACCAUUCAGGAAACAGAGACCAGCAUGCAGAUACUGAGAGAGUGGAAGUGGUUGAACGGAGGGCAGGAUUUGGCUUGAUCCUGAGGAUCCACAGGUUACCAGUGAGCAUUUGUCAGAGAAUCAGACUGUUACCGCAAAAGCGAACAAACAUAAUGCUAUACUGCCACCAACUGGAGGAAACGCGAUACUGCAGGCAGUGUGUGCUGACAAUUCAUUCCUGUGAAAUCACACUUGAGUCAUUUUCUCAAUGCAUUUCUUACUUUUAAGUGGUAAUAAACCCUUAAAUAUAGUUUUAAAAACAUCAUUUAUGUUAAUCGAGGAUUCUUGCAUCAGAAUACUUGAAAAUUUCAGCCUUUCUGAUGCUCUCUAUGCAAACGCUUCUUCACAUUUUGUGCACGUGUUACUGUGUAGUGUAAAUGUCGUUGGCUCCAUGACCAAUAGCUUGUGCUGUACCACAUUUGUAAGUCGCUUUGGAUAAAACAUCUGCUUAUUGAAUGAAUGACAAUAUAAAUCCAUCCUAGUUUAUUACCUCACUGUGACUAGACAGACCAAGUGUCUGAUCAUCCAGUAGGUGUCAAUGUAUAAAUGUGGACAUUUGUUAUUGUUUUCAUCAUUUAUGAUGCUAUGAAGAUUUCAAAACGUAAACCUUUCUAGAUCAUACACACGAGUAUGUGAACUCAUGAAAUAUGUACAGUUACAGUACAGUUUCAGUUAUGGAAAUUAUUUUUAUUUGCUGAGAAAAAAUAGCAUCUUUGGUACAUAGAAAGGUUUUUUUAUGCACACAAAAAAAAAUGUAAUAAAAUUAAUAAAAUGUUGUA
Onychostoma macrolepis is the source of this 3275-nucleotide messenger RNA. RefSeq names its product inhibitor of nuclear factor kappa B kinase subunit beta (gene ikbkb). Lineage: Eukaryota; Metazoa; Chordata; Actinopteri; Cypriniformes; Cyprinidae. Gene Ontology annotation, molecular function: IkappaB kinase activity; protein binding; ATP binding. Gene Ontology annotation, cellular component: cytoplasm; IkappaB kinase complex. Gene Ontology annotation, biological process: peptidyl-serine phosphorylation; tumor necrosis factor-mediated signaling pathway; positive regulation of transcription by RNA polymerase II. The coding region runs from base 205 to 2535 and encodes 776 amino acids. The transcript is spliced from 22 exons. The record is from RefSeq and is a predicted model, not a curated record.